Messenger RNA from Pectinophora gossypiella (pink bollworm), 4984 nucleotides. It is a transcript of the gene l(3)76BDm, whose product is annotated as trafficking protein particle complex subunit 8. Gene Ontology annotation, biological process: endoplasmic reticulum to Golgi vesicle-mediated transport; protein localization to phagophore assembly site. Gene Ontology annotation, cellular component: cytoplasmic vesicle; phagophore assembly site; TRAPPIII protein complex. The transcript has 18 exons. The coding region runs from base 225 to 4358 and encodes 1377 amino acids. Lineage: Eukaryota; Metazoa; Arthropoda; Insecta; Lepidoptera; Gelechiidae. The record is from RefSeq and is a predicted model, not a curated record.
GAACUAGCCAUGAAGUUUGUCAUAUAAAUUACUUUGGUCUGUGAUUACUAUAUUCUUUGGAGUUUGUGAAAUUGUGUGUAAACGUAAAGGAUUGUGUGGAACUGUGGAUUGUAAAAUCAGCAGAAGCCAAGUUUACAAAUAUUACACGAUUUUGAAAUACUAAAAUGACUGACUGAAAGUGCAGUGUUUCAUUUCAUUACUGUGCGUAGAAAAAUUGCUGGAAUAUGGCCAGGUCAACGAAGACAGCACAAGAAUUCAUCCAAUCCUCCUUCUCACCCAUCGUUGGGAUACUGUGCAGCCCCAAAGUUGAAAAUGUGGUUUCUAAGAACAACUUAUCCUUCACCGAACUACUGCAACCAUUUGCUGCUAUGGACUGGGAAGGCCAGUUUCGUGAACCAGGAGGCAGUGUCUGCACUGUAAAAAAUUGGAAGCUGAUUGUAAGAGAUGUAAACUGGAAACCUCUACAACCAACAGAAGCUAGAAGACAGUUGAACAAUGCUGUCUUACAUAAUUUCAAUGAGAAAACUGUGUCCUUGGACUUGGAGGGACGUAAAUUUGAUGUACCUCAAUCAACUCCAUGGUUUGAUGCCUGGAGAGAGACAUACCUUGAGGUGCAGUAUCCUUCAGACCAUGAGUACACUAAACACUUCCUGUCAUGCAUCAUAGUGGGGACCACUCAUGAUGAGAAUAUAGUUGAUACAUUUAACACACUCAACCAGCAAUAUGCACAGUUGCAAAAUGCUACUCCUCCUAAACCAGCCAAAUGGUUCAACAACCAGAUAUUGAAAUCUUAUCUUUUAUUACAUGAUGUUUCAUCUGUUACCAAGGAUAAAGCGGAUGCAGCCUUUGAAACAUUGAAGCAGACAUUUGGAGCUGGCAACUGCUUCUUUCUAACAAUAAAUUCAAAGAGUACUUUAGAUCCCUGCUUACCCACUGAUUACUGGACUCAAUUUAUAAAGAGGGCAUCGGAUACAAAUUCUGAUGUGAUGUCAACAUCCCUUACAUCUACACCUCUUGAACCACAGGCUACAUUUCCACCACAACCACCACACAACCAAAAUGAAAACUUACUAACAGUUUCAACUAACCCAGAGGGCCAACACCCGUUAACAACAUCUGAGAGUGAUGUUUAUGAUAAUGCAAAUAGCUUGCAGACUCAUUCAUUCUCAGGAAGUUCAGAAAGUGUGAGUGUAUCUGGUAAAGCGUUUGAUUAUUCCACUGAAAUACAUGGGGCAGCUUUAAACGCAAGUGAUAUAGAAGGAGUGAAGAGGUUUAUGCAGGAUUAUGCUACUAAGGCUUUACUUCCUCAUGUGGAGAAGCAAAUUGCCCAACUUUCAGAAAAUGUCACAACUAGGAAAGGGGUCAGCAGAUCUUUGAUUUCAGCAACUAAAAGAUGGUUCAAUACUGGAAAGACUGGGAAUACCACAGUCAACAACACUGUUGUUUACUCAACUGACUGCCCAGAACUCCAGUUGCGGCGUCUCGGCGACCUCUGGUUCAUGUGUGGUCAGUGGCAGCGGGCAUUCGACACGUACCAUACAGCGAAAAGAGAGUUCUACGCCGACAGCGCGUGGCUCUGCUACGCCGGUGCUCUCGAGAUGGCAGCCAUAAGUGCCUUCAUGGCGGGAGAAGCCAACCGCAAAACACACGGCUAUAUGGAAGAGAGUAUCGUGACGUACUUGAAUACUUGUAGGAUGGUACAAUUUGCAGUGAGGGCUACUCUCCUAUCAGUAUUGUGUUUGAACGGGUCAGGCCUCCAUGGUGAAGCAGCUAAGCAGCUGAUUCGCAUGACGUCAGAAGACAGUGACUUGCGCAGCGCUAUGUUACUGGAGCAGGCGGCACUCUGUUUUCUAUCUGGGCCGGGUUCAAAGGCCAUGUGCAGGAAAUACGCAUUCCAUAUGGUACUGGCAGGCCAUAGGUUUUCCAAAUCGGGCCAGAAGAAACAUGCAUAUCGAUGCUACAAGCAAGCAUAUCAGGUAUACGUGGACAGCGGCUGGCGGCUCGCGACGGACCACGUGCAGUUCGCGCUCGGGCGGCUGGCGGGCGCGCUGCGGCUGCCGCGCGACGCCGUGCGCUGGCUGCGGGGCCCGCUGGCGCCGCACACGCUGCAGCCGCCGGCGCAGCAGCACGCCUUCUUGCGGGAGUACAUGCUUGCUCACCAGCAAUGGAUAGAGAAUGCAGAAGAAUACAAAGAAAGGUUGCCUCUACUGCCGCUGCCGCUGUUGGAAAGCGAAGCCACGACGGUGUUGUGUGUAGGCCCCGCGCCGUUGUCAUCUCCAGGCCGAGUUCCUGCCUCUUCCCUCAACCUUAACGAAGACUCAGAAUCGCAAGCCGAGCCGCAGUACUGGAAUAAAAUGGAGGAAAUGUUACUCCAAGUAGCCCAAGGAAGUGUGCCUAUGAUUUUUAAGCCUACCAUCGACUUAUACACAGAGAAAACUGAUAGCAAUCCUGUUGUGCCGCAAGGAGAACCGACACAAAUAUCUAUUACGUUGCGUAAUCCUCUGAAGAUCUCAUUACUUUUAAAAGAUGUGGAACUCUUGUGGCAAUUUGUGUCGACCUCAGACGAUCCCGAGGCACCAAAAGAAGGUUUACUGAUUAACGAGCCUUCAGUGGCUACAGGAAAUGUUCUAGAAAAUAAUAUUAUAUGUGGACAAAAAAUCAAGUCAGUCUUACUAGAAGGUGACUGCAAGAAAGUCUUGACUUUCACGGUGACUCCAUUGCAAGUCGGCAAUUUGAACAUUCAGGGUUUGGCUUACAAGCUAAUAAAUACUGGUGAAGGUGGCAAUGAGAGUACCUCUGUGACUAUAUCAGGGAAAGUAGACUUGCUGUCGGGAGUCAGUGUCACCGACAAACGUCUGCAGAUUGUGGUCAUUCCUCAUGCUCCAUGCUUGCAGAUGACGUUUUCGGAGACAAGCAGCGAGGUAAUAAGCGGAGAGAUGCGGACGGUGGACGUGGAGUUCCGCAACGUGGGUCCCGUGGACAUGGGCGGCGUGUGGCUCGCCGUGUCGCACCCUGACUGCGUGCGCCUGCUCACUGCCAGCGCCGACGACGAUUAUAAGCUUUUGCACGAUGCGAAGUAUCUAGACCCACCUGCUUAUCCUGACGAGCGCGCGGCGCGCGCGGCGGCGUGGCGCGCGGCGGCGGCGCGGCACGCGCGGCGCGCGGCCGGCGCCGUGGCGCGCGGGGGCUGCGCGCGCGCCGCGCUGCAGCUGAGGCCGCGCGCGCGCGCGCCCGCGCUGCAGCUGCUCGCCUACUACGAGACCGGCUCGCGCGCGCGGCCCUACCGCUUGCUGCGACACGUCUUCCGGUUCAGAGUCACGGAAGCCGUGGAGUUAUCGGUGACGCCCCGACGCGGCUUACGGUCGGUGGACGGCGCCGCGAUGGAAACUAUGAACAUCGCCACGGAGGUUAAGAACGUACAUAAUGGAAAGGAGGACGAAAUCCUAUUGGAGAUUUUAGAAGCCUUCCUUCUCAGUAGACAAUGGACACUAACCGGUCUGACGGCCGCGAGAAAUAAGGACGACCCUCUAAAGGCUCAUGAAAGACUCCAUCUUAUUUUCAAAGCUAGAAGGAUUCUAGAGACACUGCCUGAAGGCAAAAUUGAAUCAUCUCGUGUCCAAGUCGCUAAAGAUCCCAGCUGCGUCACAGACGCGAAUGUACCUCCGUAUUCAAAAUUUAUUGUGGAAUAUAAGCCAUCCUACCUCGACACCGCAGAACCUAACAUUCAAGAUAAAAAGAGUACUGGAUUAAUACAAUCUAUGCUUGUUCUGCGAUGGAAAGUCACAAACAAAACUAGAUCGAAAACGGCGUUUGGCCAGCACUGCUUAUGGCUAGAUUGCUUAACCAAAGUCGAGUCUCGUGAGCGAGAAUAUUCACUGAUAGAAACACCAGCGCUUCAACUCGAUGAUUACGACAGUAAGACCGAUAUAAGUGAUGCGAAAAAGAAAAACAAAGACAACGUCGUCGUAUUUAGAUUAGAGCAUUCUAAUUUCAUAAGUCAUAAUUUUAAUCAAAGAAAACUGUGCCUAGUACCAAUCACUAUUAACAUCGUUAAUUGUUACGGAGUUCCGGUUCAAGUCUUCAUAGAUAUGUCGAAGCAAAACAAGGAAUCGUACGGUGUGCUGGGUUGGGCGGGUGCGUUGAGUCAGGGUGCGGACGUGGAUGCUAAUGAGCUGGGUGUGAGCGUCGCUAUGGACAAGUUCGAGUCGCGCCGGCUGCAGGUGCGCGCCGUGUGCGCGGCGCCCGGCACCUACCUGGUGGGCGCCGCGCUGGCCGUCACCACGCGCCGCGCCGGCGACCGCGCGCCCGCGGCGCACUGCACCAACGACACCUCUCUCCUAGUCGUGCAGCAAGCCUAAUCAACAUAUUAUUUUAAUAAGGGAUCAUAGUGAGAAUAGGGUACCACAGAACAGGGCAACAAAACACGAAAUUACUAUGAAAAAACGACCUGUGACGUCAUAGAAAUACGGGAAAAACCGUCGCACAUAUUAUUGCGCUUUUCUUGAUUAAAAUUCAUAAAUAAGUUAAAUAAAAAAAAGAAAACGUGUUGUCACCUUUAGAUCUGUCAUUAUUUAGUAAUCAGAAUUCCAUUAUUAUUUUAUCUUUGACCUAGAAAACUACCCAAUUAUUGUUUUGCGGCUGUUUUUAAUUGCAUAAAGUAUAAGUUUUGGAUUCGGAAUACUAAGAUACUUACUAGAUCACAAGUCCAAAAACUGCAAUUUGAACUCUUAUAGUCAAAAUAAUAUCUUGGCAAAUUAGGAAUGUAAUGACAAAUAGGUACCACAUUUUAUAUAAAUACUAUUUAUGUUAAAUGGAAUUAAAUAGGCUCAGUAUGUGAGCCCUCCAAACUAAGGUGCUCCCAUGAAAUACUUGCCGAACGCGUGCAAUACAACUGUUAGAAAUGAGGUCCAUUAAUCGAAUAGACUACUGAUUUAGUUCAUGCUGGAUAUCCUUACGUUAUAAAUAAAUGUUAUUUGAAACUAUA